This is a messenger RNA of Penicillium coprophilum, 2721 nucleotides long. RefSeq lists its product as uncharacterized. The record is from RefSeq and is a predicted model, not a curated record. Lineage: Eukaryota; Fungi; Ascomycota; Eurotiomycetes; Eurotiales; Aspergillaceae. Bases 1 to 2721 code for a protein of 906 amino acids. The transcript has a single exon.
AUGGCGCACGGAGCUCUCCCACAGACUCUCAAGUCUAUUACUGCCACGAAAAUCAAUGAACUCUCUAAGCAGCGCGCUCUCUUUGACCUACGCAAAACCGAAAUUCUUGCCCAUGCCAAUGCAGCCCCAGAUCUACAAACCCGCGCUCAGGCUUUGCUGGAUGGAAUCUCACGUUUGAAGGGAUACCCCAAAGAUUCGCUCGAUAAAAAUGACGCGGAUCUAGAUGCCGAUUCCUCGGAUGAAGAAACGGAAAAGGAAAAGAAACAAACUUCACGAGGUAUCGGUCGCUGGCAGCUAGGGGAUCAUACCAAUAUGCGCCACUUUCUUCUGCAGAGUCGCUACGACCCAUCCAUUUCACAGAAAGCUCUACAGGAUCGCAUCACUCAACUUGAGAAUGAGUUGCGGUAUCUUGAGAUAAAGCAUGAGCAUGGUGAGUUCUACAGCAAGCUGGUUACAGAGUGGCUGUCGGAAUUGGAUGGGAGCAUCUCUACCGCUGCGGAUGACGCAAGCUUUGAGAAGGCUGGGCGCGCAGAGAUGCGCGAGCAACGGGCGCAAUGGGAGUCCUUAGUUUUUACUCCUGCAACCCACGUCAAUGAAGAUGCAAUCCAGUCUUAUCUCAAUGAUCUUUUCACCAAGUCCAAGCUUUCUCAGCAGGCACUCAAGGACCUCCGAGCAAGUAUUCAGUCGUUUGGAACGGAACUAUCUUCAAGCGAUCGGUGGUUCGAUGUAGAUACACUCGACUGGGUCUCUAAAGCAUUGCUCAAGACUGAUCUUCUUGGUGACGAAAAGCGUGGGAUUUUGAAAGAUUGCAUGCGGAACGAAGAGGUUGCCCAGGAGAUAGCUGACGUGCUCAACAUGCGCAUUGCCUCACUCGACAGCUGGACCUGGACUGAUGCUGCAGGCGGUAUCUCUGUUGAAUUUCGCCGUCAACUCAACGGUAAAUACCGAGCUUUCAUGGACGAAGACCUUCUCGACGCCCUGCUACUACAGUACCUCGGGACAACGUGGGCCGUGAAGCUGCGGGAGGUAUUUGAGGCAUUUCUACGUUCCAACGCCUGGACGAAUCCGCAUGAGGAUAUCCCAGAAGACCACAAAGAAAUGCGCAAGUACUUUCUUGGUCGAGAUGCCAACUCGGAAUCUGGCAAGGUCAACAAAAAUCGCAGACAGACAUACACUAAUGAUUAUUUCAUGAGCCAACUGCCCACUUCAACCGAUGAAGGUACAAUUCUGUAUGAUGAGGAAAAUUCUGAAUCAAGGAAUGUUCUGGAUACGAAGCACUCCCUACUCCAUCUUCUGAUCACAGAAUCCAUUAUCCAUAAACACCAGCAUGGAGAAUUCACUGCCAUCCGCUCGGACUUUGAAUGGUUUGGCCCUUCAAUGCCUCAUGUCACUCUGCUUGCUGUGCUAAGGUUUUUUGGAGUUUCCGAAUCAUGGCUCAAAUUCUUCGUCGUGUUCCUGGAAGCCCCACUCAAAUUUGCCCAAGAUGGACCUGAUGCCUUUGUCAAAGUUCGCAGGCGUGGCCUUCCAAUGAGUCAUACACUCGGUGAUUGCUUCGGAGAGUCAGUGCUCUUCUGUAUGGAUUACGCAGUCAAUAAAGCUACAGAUGGCGCUUUCUUGUACCGGCUUCAUGAUGACUUCUGGUUUUGGGGAGCAGAGAAUACUUGCGUCAAAGCUUGGGAGGCAAUGGAGGAGUUUACUCAGGUGAUGGGUCUGAAGUUUAAUCAACAGAAAACUGGAACAGUGCGAAUGGGCGCGAAGAAGACCUCGACAGAGUCGACAGGGUCCGUCCUUCCCACCGGUGAUAUCCGCUGGGGCUUCCUAGUUUUGGACGAGGAGCAAGAAAGAUUCAUAAUUGACCAAGCUCAAGUUGAUACGCAUAUUGAAGAGCUUUCACGGCAGCUUUCGUCCUGCAAAAGUGUAUUCGCUUGGGUACAGGCAUGGAACAGCUACUUUGGCCGCUUCUUUACAAACAACUUUGCAAAACCAGCCAUGUGCUUCGGUCGGGACCAUAUUGAUAUGGCGAUUUCCACUCUGAGUCGCAUUGAGCGCACAUUAUUCUGUAAAGUCUCAGACGACAAAAGCGCAUCCGCUCAAAUCAGUGGUGUCACCGACUACCUACGCAAUGUGAUUGCGGAUAGGUUCGGUAUUCACAAUCUCCCCGACGGAUUCUUCUAUUACCCCGUUGAACUCGGCGGUCUGGAGCUCCUUAAUCCUUACAUUGGUCUUCUCGCCAUGCGUGAAAACAUCAAAUAUACCCCCCAAAAGCUGUUCCGCGAGGCUUCGCUGAAGGACGAGAAGGAAUACGAGGAGGCCAAAGAAAAGUUCAAAAAAGACGGUGCUGAUCCUAGCAGUCAAUUUUGGAGCAAAUGGAGCAAUGAAAAUAAGCCAUUCAUGUCCUUCGAAGACUUCACCCGUUACCCAGAAACAUUCAACGCUUCCCUUGAGGAGGUGUAUGAAGAAUUGACCGAUGUGCCGAUCGAGACGUGCGUGCAAAAAACCGGGGGCUUUGAAAGGGAGCAAAACUCGCUUGGUAAACAGUUCUCCGAGUGCUUUAUCAAUCCUAUGUGGGGCAAAAUGACACCCUACUGGUGCUGGGUGGCGGAGCUGUAUUGUGAGGAGAUGGUUCGUACUUACGGUGGCCUGGCUGCUGUUAAUCGCGGGUUCAUGCCCCUGGGUAUUGUGAAGACCCUCUGCGAGGGUAAAUUCAGAUGGCAGGGCUGA